Molecule: messenger RNA, 2178 nt
Organism: Boleophthalmus pectinirostris (great blue-spotted mudskipper)
Lineage: Eukaryota; Metazoa; Chordata; Actinopteri; Gobiiformes; Gobiidae
Product: myocyte-specific enhancer factor 2C-like
Exons: 10
Coding region: 482-1846 (454 amino acids)
Biological process (GO): positive regulation of transcription by RNA polymerase II
Molecular function (GO): RNA polymerase II cis-regulatory region sequence-specific DNA binding; protein dimerization activity; DNA-binding transcription factor activity, RNA polymerase II-specific
Source: RefSeq, a predicted model, not a curated record
GCGCAGUUUGGGAGUUGUGUGACGCCUAUGUAACCUACCUAAAAACGAGAGAAUCAGUAAAUACUUCUGCUCACAAACAAGAAGUGCUCAUCUGAAGUCCUCAGUGUGUCAAUAGCCGUGACCACGCACAGAAGUUGGCCGAGUGAGGAAAAAAGUUGUUCUGGAUGCGCAUGUAGCUCGAAGUGCUUGUCGCUUUGAUUUUUACAUCGGAACUAGUUGACGUCGGAAGCCUCGAUUUCCCCUUAAAGCCAUUAGAUCCUGGGAGUGCUGAGCGGGAUUUUUUAGCAACAACUGGCGAGGCCUAGAACUGUCCCGGGACACGGCAUUAUAGGAAUUUACACGCCUGGGAUUCAACUGACGCUGAAGACAGCAGCAAUUUGGACAUUUAAAGUGAGCAAGUGAAGUUCUACAGCUGGAAAUCCAAGAAAGAAGAAUUGAAAGCUAAAAGGAUAAAUAAACAGAAAAAAAAACUACAGUGAAGAUGGGGAGAAAAAAGAUUCAGAUAGCGCGGAUUAUGGAUGAACGGAACAGACAUGUGACCUUUACUAAGCGUAAGUUUGGUCUCAUGAAGAAAGCCUAUGAACUGAGCGUGUUGUGUGAUUGUGAGAUAGCCCUCAUCAUCUUCAACAGCACCAAUAAGCUGUUUCAGUAUGCCAGCACAGACAUGGAUAAGGUCCUGCUCAAAUACACCGAGUACAAUGAGCCCCAUGAGAGCAGAACCAACUCUGACAUUGUGGACACACUGCGUAAAAAGGGCUUAAAUGGCUGUGACAGUCCCGACAUUGAAGCGGAUGACUCUGCUGGUCAGAGCCCAGAGUCUGAAGACAAGUAUCGCAAAAUUAACGAGGAUAUUGACCUCAUGAUCAACAGACAGAGAAUUUGUUCUUUGCCCUCUUCAAACUACGACAUGGGUGUGUCAAUGGGUGGCAACCCCAGUGGACUGCUGUACCCUCAUCCUGCCAUCGGGGGGAGUGGUUUGGGGAGCCACAACCUUCUUCCCCUGUCCCACACAUCUCUGCAGAGGAACAGCAUGUCUCCUCAGCGGCCACCAAGCACCGGAAACACAGGAUUGAUGAGCUCAGAGCUGGUCUCCAAUGUUGUAAAUGGUAACUAUAAUAAUCACUGCCCCUCCCCGGGACUGCUGUCACCGGGGAUCUCAAAGAAUCUGCAAGACAAGAGUCCACCAUCAAUGAGCAUGAGCCGAAAGCCCGACCUACGAACUCUGAUGCCCCCUUCCAACAAAUGCAACAACAUGCCCACUAUUAAUCAAAGGAUAAAUCACUCCCAAACGGCCCAGACACUCACCACUCCUGCUGUGUCUCUUGCGGCACCUAAUUUACCUGGACAGGGGAUGGGCGGGUACCCCUCCUCACUUUCCUCUCCUUAUGGAACAGAGUUUUCGCUGGGAGGUGAGCUCUCCUCCCUGUCUGGUUUUGGUAGUCCAGGACUAGGGUCUGUAACUGGCUGGCAGCAGCAACAGAUCCAGAACCUUCAGCAUUCAGCACUGGGACACAUGAACAACUUAUGUCAGAACUCCAACCUCAAUCUAUCAUCGACGCAGCAGAAUCUUCACAUAAAGUCUGAGCCGGCCUCUCCACCCCGGGACCGCAGUGGGGGUAUUGUCAGCAGUGCUCUGGGGGCUUCAGGAUACAGCCGUGGCCCAAACGACUCUGGACGCUCUCCGGGUGACAGCGCGUCCAGCUGUGGCAGCUCGUAUGAAGGCAGUGAAGACCGAGACGAUCACCAUGGAAACGACAGUUUCCUGCUGCGGCCUUUGUCCAGUCAAGACGAGCAGCACAGCCCUUCAGUGAAGAGGAUGAGGUUAUCCGAAGGCUGGGCCUCAUGAUGGAGCGGAGCUCCGGAGGAGAGGAGGGUGUUACUAAAGUUACCUUAUAGUGUUAUUAUCAAUAUAAUAUUCUUGUAUUGUGUGGGUGUGCUUUAUGUGUAAUGGUAACAUGUAUGUAGCAGGGCAGAGGAAAAGUUAGUCCGGUUCUGUGUAAACUUGUACUGUAGGAAAAAAAAAAAAAAACAUCCAAGACUGUGUACAUGUGACACUUAUAUUUGAGCAAGCAAAUGGUGCACAUUUAACUAUUGGAUUUGCAUAUUUAUACUAACUAACAAGUGAAGACGUAUGGUACUAGUGAUGCGAAGGCUACUGGGAGAGAGCAGACUACUCAC